GAGUACGGGUGCCCUUGCAUCAGUGCAAGUCAAGGCACAUAGCAGAAACCACCGCCUGGAGGUAAAACCGCGCAGAGCUGGAUCUGCUGUUGUGUUGGAGGCCACUCUGAGAGAAGCAGCCGAGCUCGGUCUCUCUGUAUCCCACACCGUGGUCGAGUCAACACUGCAACAGUCUGACUACCCGCUCUCCAAGCCAACUUUUUUCUAUGCAACUGUUGCGCGUCUCCACUUUGGAUAGAAAUAGCCUGAUCACUGCGCGCCGCAGAGCGCAAAGGAUCUGAGAAGCUCAGGUUUGAACGAGUGGGAGAGAUCUCUCCUCCGGACUGCAAUACGAUGAGGAAAUUCUGAGGUGGCAGUACUCCUCCGUCCACUUUACGCUUCCUUUGGCUGUUGCCAAAGAGUUACCCCAUGAGCAGGUAUCCUCUUGAGUGUGAUUCUGUUUUCACCCAGAUCUCUGCUGCCUGGACAAAUGCAUACAAAUGCAUUUAGGAGCUCAACGGACAAGGAGUGGACACGUUUCCGCGGCAGCAACGUGGAACUUUAUCCUGCUCCUGUCAGUAUGCUCAGCAGUACUCUCUGGAGGAGACUACCUAGCUCAAGGAGUGGAUAUCCUCUAUCGAUUGGGGCUUACAGCUCAAAGCAGCACAGACAAUCCCUACGAGAGGACAAAUUCACCUUCGACUACUUAUACCACUGUUCCCUCACCUUUGAACCUUCCUGUUUUUGGAUAUGGGGUAUUACUCAACUCAAAUUCCCUCUAUGAGGCUCCAGCAGGCAGUCUGUUCCCACCGGAGAUUGGCGAGGAGUUUUCUGUUGUGGUCAGCCUAAACUCCUGGCGAGCAAACAAUGCUUUUCUUUUUAGUGUCAGAGAUGGCAGGGACAGGCUGCGUUUUGGCAUUCAGCUGCUGCCACGCAGAGUGGUGGUUUACACUGCAGAGAAAGCCCCCAUCUACUUCACCUACAACUGGCAGGAUGGGCGCCAGCACCCUUUUGCUGUUGGUGUUCGUGCACGCUCAGUGUCCUUCUAUGCGGAUUGUGGGGCAGUGCAGCAGCGGGAGCAGACCCUGGGGAGAUCUCAGACACUGGGGGAUUCUGGAGGUCUCUUCACUUUGGGGAGGAUGAACUCCAAAGCGGCACCAUUCUAUGGUCGAGUCUGCCAACUAGAUAUCUAUCCCUCAGCCCAAGCUGCCGCGCACUACUGCAACUACCUAAAAACACAGUGCCGGCUGGCCGACACUUACCGAUUGCCUUUGCCACAUCCUGGUUUGGAUAUUGAGGCAAAUGACCCUCCUUCUAACCCCAUGACAAAGUCCAUUGUUGGAGUAGCAGAUACCCAUCAAACCCCCAUAAAAGCCACAGCAGCUUUCAAACUGUCCCCAGGUAGUUUGGUCACACAGUAUUCAACUCUGAGCCCAUCAGUGCAACCUCAUCUGGGGGACCAGAGCCACAUUUCCACAUUGGAUUCCCUUGCCCACUCCACCACAUCCUCGCUUCAGCCUGCCAGCCCCACCUUAACCACUGUGAGUGGGCGAGCAGAUCUGGAUCUCGCCUAUAGCACAACUAUCACCACUACCAAAAAUGUGUUGGCAAAAGGGAGUAGCCCCCAAGGGGACACUGAUCACUCUGAAAACAGCACAGAGGAAGAGAGCAGCUCCGGGAGACUGCAGACUCCAGAUGCUACCGCAGGCCUGAUUUCCCCAGUCAGGCAAAGUCGAGUGAAGGAAGGACUCAGGAACAACUCCAUCACCAGCUCCAGGGACUCUCGGUUUGUGCCCCAACAUACCCAUCAGCUCCUAGAAACUCAUCUGAGAGCCAACGGCACCACUUUGUACCGGGAAAAUCAGGUGGACACCUCAGAACAGCAUGACCUGGAUGGCAGCUAUGAUGAUGUAGACAUCGGAUAUGAUUAUGGAUAUGAGGAGCCAGACUAUUUCUAUGACUACGAAGAUGGUUUCCGUGGCCCCAAAGGAGAGCCAGGUCCUCUGGGUCCUCCUGGUCCCCCUGGUUUACCUGGUCCUCCAGGAAAAAGAGGUUCUCGGGGUCCCACCGGUCCACAUGGAAACCCAGGACUGCCUGGACCACCUGGGCCCAAGGGUUCAAAGGGAGACCCCGGGCUGUCUCCAGGCCAGGCGCCACCAGGAGAGAAAGGCGACAGAGGCCCAACAGGUCUGCCUGGGCUGGAUGGAUUUCCAGGUUUAUUGGGUCCUAAAGGUUAUCCAGGGCCACCCGGACUGCCAGGAGAACAAGGCAUACCAGGACCUCCUGGGGAAGCCGGGGCUGCAGGUUACCCUGGCAGGCAGGGCUCAGCGGGGCCACAAGGUAACCCAGGGCCUAAAGGUGUCCGUGGUUUCAUUGGGCCUCCUGGUGUUGCAGGGCCACCGGGGCUGGAGGGGGAGAAAGGCAUUCCUGGUCCUGUUGGAAAACCUGGCCCCAAAGGAAGACACGGUGUGGUGGGUGAUGUAGGGGAGAGGGGGCCUCCCGGUCCUGAUGGCAAUGAGGGGCCUGUUGGUGGGACUGGCAUUAGCGGCUUUCCUGGCCUGAGGGGGGACCCGGGGCCUGAGGGACUGCGAGGACUGCCUGGUCUGGGGGGACCUCAGGGCCCAGCAGGACGAGCCGGCCUGCCUGGAUUGAAAGGUGAUAAGGGUGAAGUGGGACACAGGGGCCAACCAGGAGAGAUGGGGUACCAAGGUGAUAAGGGUGCUGCUGGUGCGCCUGGUCCUACUGGGCCAAGAGGGAAGCCAGGACCACCGGGUAGAAUUGGUGAGAUUGGGGCACAAGGACCACCUGGGCCUCCAGGACCAGAGGGGUUUCCUGGGGACAUUGGAGUACCAGGGCCCAACGGUCCACCUGGACCAAAGGGUUUGCAGGGUGCCAAAGGGCCCCAAGGCCCACGGGGGCCACAAGGAAUACAGGGUGAUGAAGGACCACUCGGCCCACCUGGCAGCGCUGGCCCUACUGGGAGACCUGGAAGGAAAGGCUACAUAGGCGAACCUGGCCCAGAGGGUUUAGAGGGAGAGAAAGGGGAUAUGGGAAAUGUUGGAAAAAUCGGACCACAAGGUCCACUAGGUCUUAUUGGGAUAGCUGGGGUGAUGGGAGUUCCUGGUGAAAAGGGUGACCGAGGACCAGCAGGUCCAACAGGUCCAGUCGGGGAGAAGGGGCCAAGGGGCUAUCCAGGGUUGCCAGGAAGUCCAGGGGACAUCGGCAUGCAAGGUGCACCUGGUCCACAGGGGCAGAGGGGUAGUCCAGGCAUUGCUGGGCCAAAGGGCAGGAGGGGGCCCCGGGGCCCAGAUGGCCCACUGGGAGAACCAGGCCCUGAGGGCAUCAAGGGUGAAAGUGGUGACCCUGGACAAAAAGGAGAGCCAGGAUUUAUAGGCAAGGCUGGCAGUCCAGGAGAGAGAGGCCCUCCUGGGAAGCAUGGUAAACCAGGUAUUCCGGGCAGCACUGGGGAGAGGGGACCGCAUGGUGAACCAGGACCCAAAGGACCUUCUGGAGAGGCUGGACCUGAUGGAGAACAAGGGCCUGAAGGAGGGCCUGGUGCAGAGGGGGAACCAGGUGCCAUUGGAGAGCCGGGGUUAAAGGGUGAUGUUGGGCCUCCAGGAGCUGAAGGGGAGCAGGGACAGGAGGGAAUGAGGGGUCCUUCUGGUCCCCCUGGAGAAGACGGCCCUCAAGGAAAAGAUGGAGCCAAGGGUGAGCCUGGUGAACGUGGACCAUUUGGAGAGCCAGGGGACAAAGGCUUAGAAGGGGACCCUGGGCCGCCUGGACCACCCGGAGAGCCUGGGAAACAGGGCUUCCGUGGACCGGAAGGAAAAUUAGGGCCCCCAGGGAACAGAGGACGACAUGGCAAGAAGGGAGAGCGAGGUCCUGCAGGCCUUGCCGGUGAGAUUGGCACACGAGGAGACAUUGGCCAGCCAGGCGAGCCGGGGCUGAAAGGCGCCAGGGGAACUCGAGGCACACCAGGUCGGCCUGGAGUAAUGGGAAUAGAAGGGCAACCAGGACUAGCAGGAUACACAGGUCACCCUGGCAAGCCUGGGCCUAUUGGACCACCAGGGCCUAAAGGUGAAAAGGGUUAUCCAGGCGAGGACAAUAAGAUCCCAGGACCGCCAGGGCCCUUAGGUGAACCAGGGUCCCCAGGAGAACGAGGAGAGCGUGGAGAGCCAGGGGAUGAAGGAUAUCAGGGCCGUAUUGGUACCACUGGAUCUCGUGGAGCUGUUGGACCACAAGGCCCACCUGGAUCACCUGGCUUCCCUGGAGAACCAGGUCCAAAAGGAGAGAUAGGAGCUCCGGGCUCAGCAGGAAAGAAAGGAGCAAGGGGGCUGAGUGGAGCUCCUGGCAUUGAAGGGCCGAUUGGUUUACCUGGACUUGUGGGAAUGAAGGGUUACCCAGGGCCUGAUGGUCCCCCAGGACUGAUUGGCUUACCAGGAUUACCAGGAAAACAAGGACGACAGGGUCAGAGAGGCUUGGUGGGACAAGAGGGAACUGCUGGACGUCCAGGUCCCAGGGGAGAGGUUGGACUACCUGGACAACCCGGAGAAAGAGGACCUCUUGGUCACAAGGGAGAACCAGGACUGCCAGGGGACAGGGGAGCCUCAGGAAUCAAAGGCAUGGAGGGGGCUACAGGUGACCAGGGCAGGAAAGGUGACCUGGGACCCAAAGGACAACCAGGGGAAACUGGAGAUCUGGGAAUGGUCGGUUUACAGGGCUUUCCAGGGCCAAUGGGGCCGAAUGGUGAUUUGGGAUUGAGAGGCUUCCCUGGCCCUAAAGGCCCAAUGGGUACUCUGGGAUUUACUGGACCUGUAGGCCCUGAAGGAAUGAUGGGCCCAAUGGGAAAACCUGGGCCAAGGGGUCCAAAGGGAAUCAAUGGCGAAAUAGGGCCUCAAGGACCACAGGGAAGUCCAGGACCUAGAGGACCUCCUGGUGCUCCAGGUCCAACAAGGCAGAUAUUCGAUGACUUGGCAGCCUACGGUCUAACUGACUCUAACGCUGCCCUCAGGACAGAGAGUUUCCAGAACACAGAGAUGAGCCUGCCAGACCAGAAUACAGAGAUACUUAAGACUCUUCGUUACCUAAGCCGUGUAAUUGAGAGCAUCAAAAAGCCUCUGGGCACUCGGGAGAACCCGGCUCGUGUCUGUAAAGAUCUGCUUGAUUGUCAUCACAAGCUCAAAGAUGGUUGGUUCUGGAUUGAUCCAAACUUGGGUUGUACCUCUGAUGCCUUCAAGGUCUUCUGUAACUUUACUGCAGGAGGGCAGACCUGUUUAUAUCCGGUGGCCUCUAAUAAGAUGGUGUUUGGUGAAGGGAAAGUCCAAAUGAAGUUUCUCCAUUUACUGAGUACUGAGGCCAGCCACAGCAUCACACUCCACUGCCUGAAUGAGCCUCCCUACGGAACCACAGACAGCUUCAGCUCCACUGGAUCCAUACCGCAAGAGAACACCACACUUCGAUUUCGUGGCUGGAACAAACAGAUGUUUGAGGAAGACACACUACUUGAACCACAUGUGCUACAAGACGAGUGCAAGAUCCAAGAUGGCAGCUGGCACCAAUCACGUUUCUUCUUCCAUGCUCAGGACAGUCGUCAGCUACCUAUUGUAGACAUACAGGAAUUUCCCACAUCACAGCCCAACAGUCAGCGGCAUAUAGAAAUCGGUCCAGUCUGCUUCCUCUGACACCAACAUCACCGUCCUGUAACCUAUUUACAUAAACUACUAAAAUGCAAGGCUGUUACAAAAAAUGGCUGCCUACCAAAGAGUGAGGGUCCAUCAGAGUUUGUCGUGUUCCUUGGAAACCGUUAAUGGGACCUGUCAGAGCAACAACUGCCCAAUGUCCAGAUCUACAUGGAAGAACUCAAUCUCUGUGGAACAUCCAGGCCAAGAAGGCCAAAGGAGAACAGUGUAUACCAAUAUUUAUCAAUAAUUGUGUAAAGUAUGUUUUGUCAAUAGUUGUCAGUCAAACGGUCCUUAGGUUGGCUGUAUAUGGGCCAAUAUUACUCCCUGAUCGCAGGGUAGGGCCUUACUAAGCAGCAGCCUAUCCAAACCCCUAAAACUCACACCUCCCUCUCACCCCUCACCCCCAAACACACCCAGACCAUCCUAAGCAGAGGCCUAACCCGAAGGAGCGUUUCAGGCCUCUACGUAGGAGCACUGUCUAACUAAAGGUUUUUAUGAGUGCAAUAGCAUGUGGAUAAUGUGUGACUGCUUUAAAUAUUUCAUUUUUUGAUCAAAGGCUAUAUUUUACAUUGUUUUCAUGAUAUUUUUGUCUUCGGUCCUGCCCAGUAGGACCUGUACAUCUUGACAGAUGGUGCUCUACCUCUACCUGCUCAUUUGCUUUCUAGAAUAGUUGCUAAUGUCAAGUUAGUCUUUUUUUUGCCUUUGUGUUGUAUGUACCGGUUACAUCAAGAUUUGUUAUGUUGUAUAAGUACUUAUUUUGAUUUGGUCAUUUCUAAUUUAUGAACCAUUUUUUGAUACACUACAUUUGUAGCUUUUCCGUCUAUGUGGUAGGUUCUUCAGGGGAAACCUAUCAUUGGUGCUGCAACAAAGAAUGAGUCAUCAGUGAGUUUUUACAUUUCCUGUGUAUAUAUUGACAGCAUACUGUAUGUUUAUUUAUAUCCUUUUUGUUUUUUGUUCACAUUACUGUACCACAGUAAGUUAUACUCUCAGAGAACUAUUUGGUCAACCACAACUCAGUCUAAAGAAGUAUUUAUGUUUAAAAGGAGUGUGUGUGUGUGUGUGUUCACACCUGUGACUGUAUGUUUAUCAUACUGUUAUUUCAGUUCAUUCAAUGGUGGUUAAGUGGACUGGCAGCUAUAGUAGGCCAGAGUCAGAAUACACAGAAAACACAGUCAUCAUUAUUCUUAAGUUAUAUUACUUUGAACAAAGUGUAAUUAUAUAAAGUCUGUGGAGGAUAAAGUUGGAUGCAAAUGUGUAAAUAAUAAAUAAGUUGACAAACAAAUAAAUAAAACAUUUUAUCCACAAA
Molecule: messenger RNA, 6966 nt
Organism: Siniperca chuatsi (mandarin fish)
Lineage: Eukaryota; Metazoa; Chordata; Actinopteri; Centrarchiformes; Sinipercidae
Gene: col24a1
Product: collagen alpha-1(XXIV) chain
Exons: 60
Coding region: 480-5660 (1726 amino acids)
Molecular function (GO): extracellular matrix structural constituent
Source: RefSeq, a predicted model, not a curated record